GGAUUCUUAACCACUGCGCCCCCGGGGAAGUCCCUAUUCAUUCUUAUUAAAGCACAUUCAAUAAGACUCUGAGCCCCCAUCCUCCUGAACUGGUCAGUAACUGAACCUCAGUGUGUACGGAGCUUCCCCCGCCCCCACCCCCGCCUUCAAGCAUCACACAUCAAUUCUCAGGGUCACCUGCAGAGCACAGAGUGAGAGAAGCCACCCAGGCUCCUCCUUUGGUGAAUGCCCCUUGUCCAAAUGGGUUGGAUCCUCUGAAGUCCAGCCUGGAGCCCGGAUUCUUUGCCAAGGCUCGAAUCCCCUGUGUCUUGGGUUCACCCUCAGGGUAUGCCACCUGGCAACUUUCCCCAGAGGUCCCACCAUCUCCCCAAGGCACUUCCAGGCCAGAGCCCAGGUCCCCAACACUCAAGGACCCAUGACCUCUGGUCCCCUCCCUGUGUGGGGCCAUCUUUCCUCUCUCCUCGGCUUUCGAUCACAGAUGCUGGCUCUUCUCUCCCCACCCACCUGGGACACCAGCUUAACCUUCUUAGGUUUUUCACAAAGGACAGGAAGAAGGGCUGUUUUCCAACAGCUUCUGCUUUCCACCCCACCCCUGCGCAAAGUCUCUGAGCCGGGAGACACCAAGGGCACUCUGAAGGGAGACAGGCUGUCCUACCCUACAGAGGAGGAAAACCAAGGCUCAAAGGCAAUGGGUACUCGCUCAAGGUCACAUGGCCGACGGAGAGGAGCCAGCGUUGGGUCCUGCUCUGCGGGUUCCAAAGCUUGUGCUGUCAAUCACCGAAUCCUGUGGAAGACCCAAGUCCCCCUCACCAAUUAGUCAGGUGGCCCUGGCUGAGCCACAUCACUUUUCUCAACCUCAGUCUCUUCAACUCUAAAUAUGAAGCUAUGGUAGCAUUACCUACCUGUCUCAAAGGGGUGCUUGUUUAUUUUCUGAAGUUAACAUUUACUGAGCUUUCUAGCACCAUAUGCUGGAGCUCUGCUAGCCCUGAAGACUUACCUCUUUCAAUCCUCACAGCAGCCUGUGGGAGAGAUGCUGUCACUAACCACAUUUAAGAGGUGAGAAACUGAAGCUGACGCGGGCUUAAGACCUUGCUCAAGUUCACACAGCUGGUCACAUGCAAAGCCAAGACCCAAACCCAGUGUUGCCUCUGUCAGAGUUCAAUGAGUCCAUCUUUUAUGUGUCUCCGUGUAUCUGCCUGGAUCCUGGGGAAUCUGAUGGAGCCAAAAGCAGGAGAUGGGAGCCUGCUGAGGACCACGGGGGAGUGAGGUGCCUCAUGGACCUUCUCUAAGUUGUCACAUAAUACUUAUUGGACAGAUGAGGCCACCAAGGCUCAGACACAGCAGCAAAGGCUUCUUGGUAAGCCCGGCAGAAGCCGAGGGACCCAACCCAUGGAGAUAUGCUGGAAGAUACAGGCAGCCAAUGGCUCCACUGAUGGCUUGGAUUUCAACCCCAUGAAGGAUUACAUGAUCCUGAGCAGUUCCCAAAAGAUAGCUAUCGCGGUGCUGUGCACCUCUCUGGGCAUACUAAGCGCCCUGGAGAAUCUGGUGGUGCUCUACCUGAUCCUGUCCUCACACCGGCUCCGCAGGAAGCCCUCGUACCUGUUCAUUGGCAGCUUGGCUGGGGCUGACUUUCUGGCCAGUGUGGUCUUUGCCUUCAACUUUGUAAAUUUCCACGUCUUCCAUGGCGUUGAUUCCAAAGCUGUCUUCCUGCUGAAGAUUGGCAGCGUGACUAUGACCUUCACGGCCUCUGUAGGCAGCCUGCUGCUGACUGCCAUUGACCGCUACCUCUGUCUGCGCUACCCACCUACAUACAAAGCCCUACUCACCCGUGGGAGGGCACUGGUGACCCUGGGCAUCAUGUGGGUCCUCUCAGCAUUGGUUUCCUCUCUGCCUCUCAUGGGAUGGACUUGCUGUCCCAGGCCCUGCUCUGAGCUCUUCCCCCUGAUUCCCAAUGACUACCUGCUGAGCUGGCUCCUGUUCAUUGCUGUCCUCUUCUCUGGCGUCAUCUAUACCUACGCACGUGUCCUCUGGAAGGCCCGUCAGCACGCAGCCAGCUUGGCUGAGCACCGGGACAGGCAAGUGCUCGGAAUGACCCGGAUGAGGCUGGAUGUGUGGUUGGCCAAGACCUUGGGGGUGCUGCUGGCUGUGCUCUUCAUAUGCUGGGUCCCGGUACUGACCCUCAUGGUCUACAGCCUGGCCACCACUCUAAGCAAACAGGUCAAGAAGGUCUUUGCCUUCUGCUCCUUGCUCUGCCUUGUCAACUCCAUGGUCAACCCCAUCAUCUACGCCCUGCGGAGUGGGGAGAUCCGCUCCUCUGCCCACCACCGCUUGGCCCACUGGAAGAAGUGCCUGAGGGGCCUCGGGCCUGAAGGAAAAGAAGAGUUCCCGAGGUCCUCAGUCACUGAGACAGAGGCUGAUGUGAAAAUCACUCCAGGGCCAGAUUCCAGAGAGCUGUACUGCUCUGAUCACUAACGAGGUCACUUUCACAAUUUUAAAUAAGCCAAGUCAGAAAUCAUUUCAAUCCCUGGAGGAGAGUGUCUUUGAUCCUCUCAUCUUACUUGAACCAGCCCCAAAGGCCUGGACACUUACCCCUUUUCACUGAGUGUUGGCACUGACCCCUGGAGGGCAACCUGGCCACGCCUGUCUGCACACAGUCUGUUGGGUAGCCAGGCCCUGUGAGGGGCGGCAAGGUGGGCAGGAGGCAGGAGGCCUGGGACAGGCUCAUUGCAGGUCAGGACAACCCUCCCAACAAGACGGCUUAGUGCCUGCAUUCUCUAGAGACCACGGGAGCCAAGCGGAGCCUUCAGGCUCAGCAGUAAAGGGCCUGGAGGAAAUCUGGGAAGAAUGGAUCACUCUCCUGGGAUCUCAGGAUGGCUGGCUAGCCCUUCUUCCUGUUUAAUUGUUGGGUCCACCUUGGUUCUAGAGCUAUGAAAGGCCCUACCUGCAGGUCACCCUUUCCCACAGAGGACCAAGAACUGCAAUGCAAUGAGGACCUAGGAUGUUGAUCCACCUCUUGCAGAGAUAACUGACAAGCCUCCAGUUCAGGGCAUCUUAUCAUUAUGACACCGGCCCUCUCUGACACCCUGAUAAUCCCCACUCACAACCACUGUGUCCUCCUAGGUAUGUGGGGAAUACAGAGGAGACUGGGAUCGCUUGAGAUGCAGAUUGGUUUUGUGAAGACCUAUUUGAUGGUACCACUGGAAGCAGGCAGUGUCCCAGGCUAACCCAACUCCAAAAAAAAGGAAGAUAUUCACAGGGAUUUUAUAAAUCCCCGAAUUGUUCCCUGUCAUCCCUCAAUUCAGCCCCUUUGUCUCCUCCACCCUCAUGCCCUAUAAUGAAUAAUAAACAGAGCAAGUGGGAGGAGGGGGAAAUUCCCUUACUAUGUGCCAGGUGUGGUUCUGACAUCCCACAGUCCAUCAUCUCCAGCAAGGAUUCAGCCCCAUACUUUUGGAGAUCCCAGGACACCCAUAUCUUACAUAUCAGGGAGGCUAGGUUCCUACCAAAGGGGCUUAAAGCAGUAGGCAAGAGAAACUGUUGAUGGUGCGGAGGACUGCAGAGGAAUCCUAACGCAAUUAUUUGGAGCUACAGAUGGAAUAAAAGGAAAGAUAUUGAUUAAACGUGUCUUCAUUUAAUACUUA
Messenger RNA from Delphinapterus leucas (beluga whale), 3638 nucleotides. Lineage: Eukaryota; Metazoa; Chordata; Mammalia; Artiodactyla; Monodontidae. The record is from RefSeq and is a predicted model, not a curated record.